GGGAAUUUCCACACGAAAACACCCCUUUUUCUCUUCUAUCCUUUAAGCCGGGCAGCCCAUUGAGCAAACAGGAGACGAUUCACCUUUAACCCGCAGCAAAACGGUAAUUCCCGCACUCCCAGCUGCCGCCGCCGCCCCCUUUCCAGCGCCGGACGGGGAGCGCAUCCCGGCGGUGCGUGGGCGGCAGGUCCCGGUGCGGCCCCGCGGUCCCCGCCCUGUCCCCGCCCCGAGCAGGCGGGGUCCCCUCUGCCUUGUCCGGGCCGCCCAGUCACCGCAGGAUCCCAGUCCCGGAGAGACGGCACCGCAGGAAAAAUGUCAGACGGUUUCUCUUUAUCCGACGCUUUGCCCACCAGCAACAACCCCUCUGCGCCCCCACCCCAGGGCUGGCCCUCCUGGGGGAACCAGCCGCCGGCUCCGGGGGGGUUCCCGGGGUACCCCGGCCCUCCGGGGACCUACCCCACCCCACCACCGGGACCAUAUUCUGGAGCACCGGGACCAUAUCCAGGAGGACCAGGACCAUAUCCAGGAGCACCUGGAGCAUUCCCAGGAGGACCAGCAGGACCAGGGCCGUAUCCUGCCCCAGGACAACCACUCAGCGCUCCUGGAUUUGGGCCCCCACAAGGGGGACCGGCUCCCAUGAAAGUCCCCUUCGAGCUGCCCCUGCAGGCAGGACUCGUCCCCCGGCUGCUCAUCACCAUCACAGGGACCGUCAACCCCAACCCAAACAGGUUUUCGGUGGAUUUCAAGAGAGGGAAUGACAUCGCCUUCCACUUCAACCCCCGCUUCAAGGAAGACAAGAGGGAAGUUAUUGUCUGUAAUUCCAUGUUCCAGAAUAACUGGGGAAAGGAGGAGAGGACGGCUCCGAGGUUUCCAUUUGAAGCUGGAAAACCCUUCAAGCUCCAGGUCCUUUGCGAGGUGGAUCACUUCAAGGUAGCGGUCAACGACGCUCACUUGCUGCAGUACAACUUCCGCGAGGAGAAGCUGAACGAGGUGACCAAGCUUUGCAUCGCUGGGGACAUCACCCUCACUAGCGUCAUGCCCACCAUGAUCUAGGGACCGUGGGGUCGUCUUAACUUGAACUUCCUGCUCUUAACACAGCUGUAACAGAAGUGCCUUCUUAUGCAAAUACUUUGAGGUAAUAAAAUGUACUUUCACAAGUAAAA
Columba livia (rock pigeon) is the source of this 1163-nucleotide messenger RNA. It is a transcript of the gene LGALS3, whose product is annotated as galectin 3. Gene Ontology annotation, cellular component: immunological synapse; cytoplasm; nucleus. The transcript is spliced from 6 exons. Gene Ontology annotation, molecular function: laminin binding; carbohydrate binding; IgE binding. Lineage: Eukaryota; Metazoa; Chordata; Aves; Columbiformes; Columbidae. The coding region runs from base 313 to 1053 and encodes 246 amino acids. Gene Ontology annotation, biological process: eosinophil chemotaxis; monocyte chemotaxis; macrophage chemotaxis. The record is from RefSeq and is a predicted model, not a curated record.